Messenger RNA from Trichoderma harzianum CBS 226.95, 552 nucleotides. RefSeq lists its product as hypothetical. The coding region runs from base 84 to 392 and encodes 102 amino acids. The record is from RefSeq and is a predicted model, not a curated record. Lineage: Eukaryota; Fungi; Ascomycota; Sordariomycetes; Hypocreales; Hypocreaceae. The transcript is spliced from 2 exons.
CAGCGGAUAUGGUAGACUGCUGGAUGGUAACUCUAGGCCAAAAGAAGAUGUGUACAAUGAAAAUCUCAGGGUAGAUCUGGCAGAUGGAGGGUGCUUACCGUGUAGGGAACAAUACCCCACAGCAACCGCUCUAUACGGCACUGAGUAGUUUAAGGAUUGUGACCUGUAUUUUCAAUCUGACUUGGUAUUUUGCCUAUCCCUUGAAUGCAUCCUUGAGCCGGAUCCGUGCUAAGCGGUUUGCGUUGACCAAGGGCAAACAGAUCACGGAGUAUUACUCCGUACGCGAUUUGGAGAUGCUUUCGGCUGCGAAAAGGUCAUGCCUCGGUAUUUGGAGCGCGUUUAGACAAUCAUCUCAUCGUAGAAUGGCCGCAAAUGGUGAUCUCGCCAAGUGAAUAUCCAUGUGCGAGGACACCACCUUUGGCCAUCCCUUGAGAAUGUCGCAACCCUUCGAUAAGGAUCAACCCACGCCAACACGCAAACGGAGCCACGGUACGAAGGGAGCACCAACCUCCACAAUAAGACUCUCCCCAGCUCUCCCCUGAAGAGAAACAU